Messenger RNA from Rhipicephalus sanguineus (brown dog tick), 662 nucleotides. It is a transcript of the gene Fdx2, whose product is annotated as adrenodoxin-like protein 2, mitochondrial. Gene Ontology annotation, cellular component: mitochondrion. Gene Ontology annotation, molecular function: 2 iron, 2 sulfur cluster binding. Lineage: Eukaryota; Metazoa; Arthropoda; Arachnida; Ixodida; Ixodidae. Gene Ontology annotation, biological process: positive regulation of oxidoreductase activity; P450-containing electron transport chain. The transcript has 4 exons. The record is from RefSeq and is a predicted model, not a curated record. Bases 18 to 602 code for a protein of 194 amino acids.
CUAUAUUUACGAUACUGAUGCUGCUUGCUAAAUUCCACACGGUCGCCGUCUGCAACUACUAUCAAUCAGCGGCAGCACAGCGAAAUAAGGUGCCUGCGGACGCGAUGUCGUAUUUCUUUCGAAUAGGACUUAAGAAAUUCGCCGUCGCAUGGGGUACGAAGAAUAGUAGAAAUUGCCUAACGAGUCUGCACGGUGCAAUAGCGCUCGCAUCAAACCGGCACAUUGCUACCACGUUUCCCGUCAGGAGAAAAGAAACCUUUGACGUAACCUUCGUCCGGGAAAGCGGUGAGAAAGUCGGCGCAGUUGGCAAAGUGGGCGACAGUCUCUUGGAUGUCAUUAUCAACAACCACCUUGAUUUCGAUGGUUUCGGAGCUUGUGAAGGGACACUGGCUUGCUCCACAUGCCACUUGAUAUUCAAACCAGAGGACUUCGAGAGGCUCAAGGAGCACCCUUCGGAUGAAGAACUAGACAUGCUGGACCUUGCCUAUGGAUUAUGCGAAACGUCUAGGCUUGGCUGCCAAGUGUACCUGACCAAAGAACUGAGUGGCAUGGAAAUCAAAGUACCUGCUGGUGUCAAUGAUGCAAGGGGAACAGACACGUGAUAACACAUCGGUGCUAGAUUUCGUUGGUUAUGCGUAGAAAUACAAAAUAUUUUUGCAGCA